CUCGAUGAUUUUUGCGAGAAAACUAUAUAAUAGAGCAUUUCAGUUACGGACUCUAGUCACUGUCUCAUCACCAUGAAGACUGUUCCGGCACUGUUCCUCGUCCUCGUAGCGGUGGCUUCUGCGACCAAAACGCACCAAAAACGCUCCACCACCUAUUCGGCUACCCUGAACGACUAUGUCGACGAAGUGGUAGCAAAUGUGCAGGCCUUUGUCAGUGAAAGUAGUCUUGAGCCGCUGUCAAUUCCGAACGUCACGGAAUCCUUCUCCGUGAAACCACUAUUGAUCACCUAUAGUGGUCGUCUUUCGCUGUACGACGGAGAGAUGACUGGUUUGUCGUCAGUGAAACGUUACGGCGACGUAAACCUUGGAUACGAUGGAGAAACUCUAAGUUUCGAUGCUAACAUGGGAGUCGACGUAGCAACGGUCGCUUACACGUAUUACGCGAAACUUUUGGGCAGUCUGAAAGAGAGUGGAACCGCAAAGGUAACCGCCAGGAAGAUCGACACCACCGUAGGCUUCAGCGCGAACUUGAAGAAUUACACAUUCGCCUUGGAUACUGUCGCGAUCAACAGCAUCGGACAAACCACUGCCCGGCUUAGUGGCAACGUGCUGACUGACUGGAUGGCCAAUGCGGUUAUUAAUAUCGUCAUAGCAGCCGUCAAGAGCACCGCCAUCACCCAGGUCAACAGCGAGAUUAAUUCGGUAUUGACGAACGUCGUCGACGAAGCAAACACCUACGUGACUACACUGCUUUCUUAGAUUCGUACGAAUGAACGUUGUUAAUUGAGACGCUUUACACCGCCGAACUUGUGUGCAAAUUUUUAUGAUGCUGUCAUCUUAAAUACAUCGUCUCUUCCUCUUUCACGAA
Messenger RNA from Neodiprion fabricii, 868 nucleotides. RefSeq lists its product as uncharacterized. The coding region runs from base 73 to 759 and encodes 228 amino acids. The transcript has 5 exons. The record is from RefSeq and is a predicted model, not a curated record. Lineage: Eukaryota; Metazoa; Arthropoda; Insecta; Hymenoptera; Diprionidae.